AUGACGAUGGCGAGGCGGGACCCGAAUUGCCCCCGGACUUUGAGGAAGACAUCCCCGACGAUGAAGAGGGCCGCUUUUUUCGGUGGAGGCAUGGAGCAGAAGACUGCCCAGGCUAUGCAAUAUAUUGAUCAGAAUGAAGAGGAUGAGGCUGCGCCUGAGAAAUUCGAUGCCGCCUGGGUGCGCCGUUUCGCUCUGAAUUUCGAGAAGAAAAUAUCCAAGAACGCCGAGCUUCGUGCUAAAUUUGAGAAUGACCCGCAAAAGUUCAUGGCCUCAGAGGCUGACCUCGACACCGAGAUCAAGGGACUGUCGAUUCUGUCGGAGAAUUCCGAUCUCUAUGAGGAAUUUGCCAAGAUGGGCUGUGUCGCCUCGUUGGUCUCGCUACUCUCGCAUGAGAAUGCGGAUAUUGCUAUCGAUACCAUUCAGAUCAUCAGCGAACUAACUGAUGAGGAUGUCGAGGCUGAACAGGAGCAGUGGGAUAGUUUGGUCAACGCUAUGAUGGAUGCCGAUCUCAUCGAACUUUUGACCCAGAAUCUCUCUCGCCUUGACGAAAGCGCAGAAACUGACAGGACUGGUGUUUACUACAUUCUUAGUGUCGUGGAAAACCUAUCGUCCCAAUCCGCGCUUGCAGAGAAGAUCGGACAAGAUGCUUCCGUUUUGCCUUGGAUUCUAUCCCGUAUACAGCAGAAAGAAGCCCCAGUGUCCCAGAACAAGCAGUAUGCUGCGGAGAUCCUGGCGAUUCUUUUGCAAUCCUCACCUAAGAACCGAGAAAAGUUUGUUGGGCUUGACGGUGUCGAUGCUCUCCUUCAGCUCCUCAGUCAAUACCGGAAACGGGACCCGGCGAAGGACUCGGAGGAGGAGGAAUAUGUCGAGAAUCUCUUUGACUCCCUGGCUUGCAUCGUUGAUGAUGAUGCUGGCAAAGAGAAGUUCAUCGAGGCGGAGGGCAUUGAGCUGGCUCAAAUCAUGCUCCGGGAGAGCAAGUUUAGCAAGCCCAGAGCUCUUAAGAUUCUCGACCACGCUCUUGGUGGCUCAGGGGGAGCCCCAGCGUGCGAGCGUCUGGUUGAGGCAGCUGGGUUGAGAACGAUUUUCGGAAUGAUGCACGUGGCUAACAUCAUGCAGCAAGAGGGUCAAAAUACCGAGCACCUGCUGGGUAUAUUUGCUUCCCUUCUUCGCCUUCUACCCGGUGGUUCUGCCCCGCGUAUCCGAGCUCUUGCCAAGUUCAUGGAGAAGGAUUACGAGAAGAUUGAGAAGCUCAUCAAGCUGAGACGGGAAUAUGCGGCCCGUGUAUCUCCCGUCGAGCAGGCCAUUGAGAAGGAGCGCAAAGGUCUCUCGCAAGAUGACCAGGAAUUUAUGGCUGGCGAGUGGUUGUCACGCCGGUUCGACGCUGGUUUGUUCUCUUUACAGACCAUUGACGUUAUCUUGGCAUGGCUGGUCGCCGAAGACGAUGGAGCGAAGAAAAAGGUUGUCUCACUUUUGGCAGACCGCGAUGAGGAUCUGUCCUUGGUUCGGGGUACUCUACAGGAACAACUGGAAGGACUUGGAGAGGAGGACCAAGGUCAAAAAGACUUUAAGGAUAUGCUGAGCACUUUAUUGCAAUUUGUUUGAGCAAGUUAGAGAGCUAAGCAGCACCUUGUAGCAUACUUCUUAGUGCCAUAUUAUUUUACUUUUCAUUAUUACCUGGA
This is a messenger RNA of Penicillium subrubescens, 1679 nucleotides long. Its product is annotated as beta-catenin-like protein 1. NCBI's taxonomy places the organism in Eukaryota, Fungi, Ascomycota, Eurotiomycetes, Eurotiales, Aspergillaceae. The transcript is spliced from 8 exons. The record is from RefSeq and is a predicted model, not a curated record. Bases 1 to 1602 code for a protein of 533 amino acids. Gene Ontology annotation, cellular component: spliceosomal complex.